Triticum aestivum (bread wheat) is the source of this 1420-nucleotide messenger RNA. Its product is annotated as indole-3-glycerol phosphate lyase, chloroplastic. Gene Ontology annotation, molecular function: tryptophan synthase activity. The record is from RefSeq and is a predicted model, not a curated record. Gene Ontology annotation, biological process: L-tryptophan biosynthetic process. NCBI's taxonomy places the organism in Eukaryota, Viridiplantae, Streptophyta, Magnoliopsida, Poales, Poaceae. The coding region runs from base 173 to 1129 and encodes 318 amino acids. Gene Ontology annotation, cellular component: chloroplast; cytosol. The transcript is spliced from 7 exons.
AGGGGGGUAAAUUAGAGGAUGGACACAUACGUGCGCAAGGUGCAGCCUGGAUAGGUGCUGCAUGUAAGUUUACUAUUUCCGAUACUAUAAACGCGUGCAGACCGCAACUCAUGCAUCGUUCUCAAACAAUAAAUCUCCAAUACACAAGAAGGUUUCUGUCUCAGCUAGCGAAAUGGCUUUCGCGCUCAAUGCAUCUUGCUACCCUUCGUCUUUCUCGUCGCUGCUCCCGUGGCGGAUGGCAGCAGCGGUGAUGAUACCAAGGCGGAGGAAUGUUCUGCCUGUCAUUAAGGCGGUUGCGGUGGCUCCGCCCGCCCCGGCGCCGGCGAAGCCAGCAGCCGUGAGGAGCCGGCCCGUGUCGGUCACCAUGGCCAAGCUCAUGGCUAAGGGCAAGACAGCGCUCAUCCCGUAUAUCACCGCCGGUGAUCCUGACCUGGCCACAACGGCGGAGGCGCUGCGUCUCCUGGAUGCGUGUGGCGCCGACGUCAUUGAGCUUGGCGUGCCAUGCUCCGACCCCUACGUGGACGGUCCGAUCAUCCAGGCUUCGAGUGCGAGGGCUCUGGCGGGCGGUGCCACAAUGGACGGCGUGCUGGCGAUGCUCAAGGAGGUGACGCCGGAGCUGUCGUGCCCUGUGGUGCUCUUCUCGUACUACAGGCCUAUCUUGUGUCGAGGGUUGGCCGAAAUCAAAGAAGCCGGUGUACACGGUCUUAUAGUGCCUGAUCUCCCUUAUGUAGCCGCGCAUGCAUUAUGGAGUGAAGCCAAGAAGAACAACCUCGAGCUGGUGCUGCUCACAACACCAGCCAUACCAGAAGAAAGAAUGAAGGAAAUCACGAAAGCUUCGGAAGGUUUCAUUUACCUGGUGACCGUCAAUGGAGUUACAGGUCCCCGUGAAAACGUGAACCUUCGGGUUGAGUCCCUCAUUCAAGAGAUAAAAAAGGUUACUGACAAACCUGUUGCUGUUGGCUUUGGCAUAUCAAAACCUGAACACGUAAAGCAGAUUGCAAGAUGGGGUGCGGAUGGGGUGAUCAUUGGCAGUGCGAUGGUGAGGCAGUUGGGUGAAGCAGCUUCGCCCAGAGAAGGAUUGAAAAGGCUAGAGGCAUAUGCCAGGAGCAUGAAGAAUGCACUACCAUGAUGAAGUGUGUGGAUGGACACAGCACUAGUAAUAAAUUGAUCGGAAGCCCAGUAAUAAAGCUACUCCGACUAGAUCGUCAAUAUGUUAUCAGCAUGUGGAGUUAGAAAUCGGAGUACUACCGUGUUUCCAGUUCAGCGAGUAGAUCGUCAUUGUAUCAUUAGCCUUUGGCCGGCCGGUGAUGGUCCUGAGUAACUAGUUCACCGGUUACAGCAAGUUGGAAUAAGCCGUGUAUAUACAAAAAUGUGCUUGAAUCCAUGACUCGGCAAAUAAAACAAGAUGUGCUCAUGCUUA